GGCACAGCCCAGAGGAGCGGGAAGCAGCCUGGGCGGGCAGCGACAGGUGCAGCAGUGGGCCAGCCCUGCCCUCUGGUUGGCUACCUGUGAGUUCAGCUCUGGGAAGCAAUGACAUAUAUAGCCCAGAAGUUCUGAGCCCCUCUGAACAUUCCCAGCCGCCCGCGGCAGCUUCUUGUUCUCCCUGGAGACACCGGACCCAAGCCUCAAAGGACUUCUACUAACAGGGGGCAAUGCCCCGCUCCAGGAACCCCAGCCCAGGGAAGUCCCGGGACGGCGGUGACUUCCGUGGUCUGAGCCCAAUCGAGACCCAAAGGGGCCCGAAGAAGCCUCCCACAGAUAAAAGAACCCAAUCCUUGGACCGGCAGGUUCUCAAGGACUCUGAGUCCGCGAACUCCAAGUACUCCUCUGGGCCCACCCACAGGAAGGUGCUUCGCAGGACAGCCAGCGAUGAGACCAGAGGUUCCGGGAGCCCCUACCACUUUGCAGAGGCCCAGGAAGCUGUGGCCGCAGCGCCCCCUCUAGGAGAAGAAAGCGAAUUUCUCCCCUGUGAGCAGGGGCCCGUAGAAGGCCCUAAGAAAGAGAGGCCCCCAAAGCAAGCCCAGCAGAGCUGGAUUAGCAUGUUCCUGAAUGUCUUAUUCCUGAGGUUUGAUCUAGAGGAGCCCAGAGAAAAAGCCAGCAAGAAAUCAAAGGGGAAAGGAGAGAUCAAGCUCCCAGAGGCAACGGAGGAGCCAGCCGUCAGGAAGAAAUCCCAGGAGAAGAGGACCAGCCGUAAGAAACCCACGCACAAGAAGCCUGCUCCUGAAGAGCCCUCAGGGCCCCAGAACUCAGAGGCAGAAGGCCACGAAAACUUACUGCCCAGCAGAGCUGCUUCCCACGCCGCUGAGGAGGCUAACCUGGGGCUGAUCUGCAGGGAGACACCAGAUUCUGAAAUCCUUCAGGCCUUGCCCACCGAGGGAGGUCAUGCUGAAUCCUCAGAGAGUUCUGCCCAAGCCGCAGGUCCCCCAUUAGAAGAGGACCCUCAACAGCCUGACCAGGACGAACUCAUCUGGAAGAUCGUGGAGUUGCUCAAGAGAGCAGGGGACCGUCUGGAGGAAGAGGUGAGGUGCUGGCAUCAGAGACCGCCUGCAGGGCUCCUGCAGCUCCGGCAAGCGCAAGUCCCUCAGCCGGAAGUGGCUCCACAAAAGCCGACACCGCCCCCCAGGAAGAAAUCCCAGGAAAAGAAGUCCACCCUGAAGAAAGCUUUGUCCCUCAAGAGGCCUGCCUCCGAGGAACCCAAGAGAGUGGCUGCAGCGGCCCUUGGCCCAGAAACCCGACCCAAGAGGCCCAGCUUCCUACCCCUGUGUCUUAGUGGCCAGCGACUUUCUGCCUCCAGCAACCCCGACUCAGAGGAGCCUGGAUUCCACGAGGUCCAAUCUGUAGACCCCGGAUGCUCACAUCUGUCUGAGUGCCACACCCCAGCUGCAUGUCAAGGACCAGCAGAGAGGCCACCGAGGGACAGAGCCUAUGAAUCCAGAGAAUUCAGGCGGAAGAUCCUGGUCCUAUUAAAAAACGCAGAGGAACAGAAGGGAGAGCAGCAAGCUCAAGUCCAGGAGGCAGAGGAGGCUGGAGAAAACUCCACCCCUGCUCCCAAGGUGAAAUCACACAGGAAGAAGUCGAAUCUCCGGCGGGCCUUUUCCCUCAAGAAACAUGGCUCCAAGGAUCCCAAGAGAACUGAGGCUUCGGGGACUCCCGGUGCCGCCAGCCCAGAGGCCCGGCCACCCAAGAGGCACGGCUUCCUGCCCACGUGUGUCAGUGGCCACAGAGCUUCCAUCUCCGGGGACCCAGAAGACCUGGAGUUCCAGAAGCUGGAGGCUGCAGGAGGGGAACCAGUCGGGUCCCCAGAAGCUCCUUUCCGGUCUAGAAGAGUCACACCAGAUGAGCAGCCUCUACCUGUACCAGAGGGAGCCUCGGAAUCUAGCGGUUCUGUCUUGGUCCGACUUGAGCUCCCAACAACUUGUAAUGACCUCUCCGUGGGUUUCCUGCAUACCUCAGCCCAAACCGGCAACAAGGGGCUGAGGACCCAGCUGAGUGGCUCUCCUGUUGUGGCAGCCCGUAGCUGGCCACCCCAGGAGCAAGUCUCCAUUCCUGACGUUAGGAGCCCCCAGGUUCCCUCAGUGUCAGAGGAGUCCAUCAUCCGUAAGUUGGUGGAAGGUCUCCAAGAGGUGGACGACGACCUAGGAAGGCAGAUCCGGCAGUACCCCAGCUUCAGGGACUUCUUCAAUCAAUUCUCGGAAGCCUCUCUCAGGAAGCUGGUGGCCACCUUAGAGAGACAGAAGGCCCGCCUCGCAGAGGAAGACAGCAGCCUCGUCAACAGACCCCCGCCAUGCGCCUUUGGCUCACUGAACAAGUUUGCCGCCAACCACAGCUGUGCCAUCUGCACCCUCAUGCAAUCCAGAGGUCAAUACCAGGGCCACAGUUAUGCCCACUUCCUGUCCAGGAAGGCCCAGCAGAACAUCAUGAGUCUGGAUGGUCAGAGUCCAGACUGAAGGCCGCAUUUCAUACCCAAGUUCUUCCGGACUAGCCAGAGUCAGCAGCUUUGGCUAGAGACCCAGAAGACCCUGAAGGAUGGCCCGGUUCUGUGCUUCCCAAACACACCUGGAGACGAGCGUGGGCAACGACCCUCUGUGCAGUUGACACUGCCUGAGACUGCUUUUCUUCCUGGAAACUGGCCCCAGAGGCCAUGUUGGGGGUGGGCAGUGGGUUGGGGUUAGGGAAGCAGAUUCCAUCCAUGGAACCUAAGGAGAGGUCGCACCUCUGCACCUCUGCAUUCCACCAUCAUGAAGGAGGCUGACUGCCAGGCAGUGGUGGCGCACGGCUUUAAUGCCAGCACUCGGGAAGCAGAGGCAGGCGGAUCCCUGUGAGUUCGAGGCCAGCCUGGUCUACAGAGCUAGUUCCAAGACAGGCUCCAAAGCAACACAGAGAAACCCUGUCUCAAAAACAAACAACAAACAAAAAACAAAACAAUGAAGGAGGCUGACUGCCACCUGCUAGAAGGAGGCUGACUGCCACCUGCUAGAUCCAGCUUUCAAUGAGUCUUAGCUGGGGCAUGUGUGUGUUGUCUGUGUGUGUGUGUGUGCCUCUCUCUCUCUCUCUGUGUGUGUGUGUGUGUGUGUCUGUCUGUCUGUCUGUCUGUCUGUCUGCCAGUCUGUGUGGGACAGAGCUCAGGUGGAGAGACUUUUUACUGGUGGAAAGUGAAUGGGAAAGGGGAAGGUGAGAGGGGCCUCUGGGGAUAGGAGAGGCAGAGAGAGAGAGAGAGAGAGAGAGAGAGAGAGAGAGAGAGAGAGGAAGAGACCAGAGAUGGGAGGUGGGUAAGGCCCACCUUUUAAAAGCGGACCUAGCCAGUGUGCACAGUGGGUGGUGUUCUUAGUGGCUGCAGCUGAGGAUCCUUCCUAUCAGGACCUCAAGGGCAGCCAGUGCAGAUGCCUGCAUGCUAACACCCAGAGACCUGCCUGCCUGUAUGUCUCUGUGUGUGUGUUUAUCUGUCUGUCUGCCUGUCUGUUUCUGUGUA
This is a messenger RNA of Myodes glareolus (Bank vole), 3547 nucleotides long. It is a transcript of the gene Bnip5, whose product is annotated as BCL2 interacting protein 5. Lineage: Eukaryota; Metazoa; Chordata; Mammalia; Rodentia; Cricetidae. The record is from RefSeq and is a predicted model, not a curated record.